AUGGACGACGACGCCCGCCAUGAGCGAUUGCUCGACCGCCGUGCGCAGCUGACUGAAGGGCUCAGCAGCUUGCCGUACGACCUAAUUCUUUACCUCGAGCGCGCAGCCGUCUACUCAGACUUGGGCUACCCUGAUCUUGCAGCCGCCGACGCUUAUCGAGCCCUGCUCCUGACGGACGAGGUUGCCAACGAGGGCUUCGAGUACCAUGAGAAGGCCCUGGAAAGCCUCACGCUGCGCGCAAACCAUGUUGUCCCAGAGGUGCUCACGCAUGGCAGUCUUGCAUCGGAGCCGCUCACCGCCAUCUUCGACGGAUCCGAGCCGGACGCGGCCGCCAUCCUCCGCCUUGCGCGGGUCGCAUCGAUUCGCGCGUACCAGAUUCUCUCGCUGAGUCUUUUGCUUUGUGGCUGUCUGAAGAGUGCGGCCAAUUUUUGCGACAGAGGGCUCCAAAUAGCGCCCGACAACCAAGAACUUGUCAACACAAAGGACCACAUUCGGACCGUCGGCCGCCGCAGGCUCCGGCGCAACGACUUCGACAACGGCGACCUGCCCGACUAUGGCCUGGUCCGUCGUGAGGUGUACCCUUGGAACGACCACGAGCCCGACCGCUUCGCGCCGGAGUCAUUGGAUACCUUGAACGCCUUUCUGAAGGAGAUGGCCCCGAAAUGCGCCAUCCAAGUCGCGACGUUGCCGGUUCUUCUCGAGGGAGCCAGCGAUACCGACGGAUAUGACAUCAUCCCUACCUGCAAACAGUUGGGCGUCUUCGCCCAGGAGGACAUUGAGCCUGGAGAGGCUGUUCUCAAGGAGUAUUCGCUCUUGACCGCCAACAACAGGCUCAAGGAUGCAGUCUGCGACGCCUGCAGCUCCGACUUGCCGCCGCUCGGCAGCGAAAACGAGGCGGUCAGCUGCGACGAAUGCUACGAUACUGUCUUCUGCAGCCAAUACUGCCACGACCAGGCCAUGGAGCGUUACCACCCGGCAGUUUGCGAGAAGGACGUCGACGCCAUCGCGAAAGAUGCCGAUGCCUUCGAAGCCGACGAGACGCUAUACCUGCUCCUUCUCGCCCGCGUGUUAGCGCUGGCUGCGCACCAAGAAGUCCAUCCCCUCGACGUGAGGGAGGUCAGGUUCAUCUGGGGUGAUUUUGUACCCACCAGCACCAACGCCAUCAACGUGUCGCCAAAUGCCGGCCCUCCGCCCGAGUGGACGUUGCCCUUUUCCUUCAAGUACAACAUCGAGACGCCGCUCCACCUUCUCGAGAAGAUGGACAUUGACAUCUUUGCCAGCUUGCCAGACUAUGACCUAUGGGUCGUCAACACAUUGUACGCCAAGUUCAGAGGCACUGCGUCGGCGCGCAAGAACCCUCGCGACGGUCGCCCAGAUGUUGCCGCUGUCCACCCCUACUGGUGCCUCGCCAACCACGACUGCGAUCCGAACGUCACCUGGGAUUGGGGCGGCCGCAUGGUGCUCUGGGCACGGAAGGAGAGGGUGGUCAGCGGGCGUCCGGGCGGCAUCAAACGGGGCGAGGAGAUAUUGAACCACUACUGCGACGUGACGCUGCCCGUCCAGCAGCGCCGAGAGUGGGCAAGGGGCAGCCUCGGGGGCUGGUGCAUGUGCCAGCGUUGCCGGACAGAGGCCGCUGCCGAAGCAGCCAAGGGCCCGGCCGCGGUGAAUGGCAAGGCAGCCGCCAAGAGCUAG
Molecule: messenger RNA, 1692 nt
Organism: Purpureocillium takamizusanense
Lineage: Eukaryota; Fungi; Ascomycota; Sordariomycetes; Hypocreales; Ophiocordycipitaceae
Exons: 1
Coding region: 1-1692 (563 amino acids)
Cellular component (GO): nucleus
Molecular function (GO): protein binding
Source: RefSeq, a predicted model, not a curated record